Messenger RNA from Drosophila bipectinata, 1318 nucleotides. It is a transcript of the gene Efr, whose product is annotated as ER GDP-fucose transporter. NCBI's taxonomy places the organism in Eukaryota, Metazoa, Arthropoda, Insecta, Diptera, Drosophilidae. Gene Ontology annotation, cellular component: Golgi membrane; endoplasmic reticulum membrane. The record is from RefSeq and is a predicted model, not a curated record. Gene Ontology annotation, biological process: transmembrane transport. Gene Ontology annotation, molecular function: UDP-N-acetylglucosamine transmembrane transporter activity; UDP-xylose transmembrane transporter activity.
AACAACAAAGACUAAAGACUAUAAGAAGGCUGUGAAGGUCGCGCCACCAAAGAACAAAUGUAUUGGAGAGCAUUAGAAGGAGAGCUGAGAACAGGGAGAGCGAGCUAAUUAAAUCGCAGAAAACAAAGCGAUCGCCAGAAGACUGUAGCUACACGGAGACGGAAAGACAGAAGCGGAGAUUCCCAUUCUUUAAAAAUAAACACACACAUCUGAUACGAGUGAGGGACAGUCUGAGCCAUGGCCAUUAACCUGAAAGCCCUGUUGGGCAUGAUCUUUGUCUUUGUGGGAUGUUGCAGCAACGUUGUGUUCCUAGAACUGAUCAUCCAGAUCGAUCCUGGUGCCGGCAAUCUGAUCACGUUCGCCCAGUUCCUGUUUAUCGCACUGGAGGGCCUCGUCUUCACCUCCAAGUUCUUUACGGUCAAGCCGAAAAUCGCUUUGAAGGACUAUGUGAUCCUGGUGCUGUUGUUCUUCGGGGCAAACGUGUGCAAUAACUAUGCCUUCAACUUCAACAUACCCAUGCCGCUGCACAUGAUCUUCCGCAGCGGAUCACUGAUGGCCAACAUGAUAAUGGGGAUUAUAUUGCUGAAGAAGCGCUACAAUCUGCGGCAGUACAGCUCUGUGGCCAUGAUCACGGCGGGCAUUAUCCUGUGCACUCUCGUCUCCAGCGGCGAUGUCAAGGACAACACCCACCACUCACUGCGGGUGGAGACCUCCUACUCCGACUUCUUCUGGUGGUCGGUGGGCAUUGCCCUUCUGACCAUCGCCUUGCUGGUUACGGCCUACAUGGGCAUAUACCAGGAGGUGAUCUAUAAGCGUUAUGGAAAGCAUCCCAGCGAAGCACUCUUCUAUACGCACAUGCUGCCGCUGCCGGGAUUCCUCAUCAUGGCCAGCAACAUUGUCCAGCACUUUGGUAUUGCCCUGUCCUCGGAAACGGUGGCGGUUCCCCUGUUGGGCGCCAUCGGCUUGGAAUGGAAGUUCCCACUUAUGUUAUUCUAUCUGCUGUGCAAUGUGGUCACCCAGUAUGUGUGCAUCAGUGCCGUCUAUCUGCUGACCACCGAGUGCGCCUCGCUCACCGUCACCCUGGUCGUUACGUUGCGGAAGUUCGUCUCGCUCCUCUUCUCGAUCAUCUACUUCCGUAAUCCGUUCACCGUCAACCACUGGCUGGGCACCAUCCUCGUCUUCUUCGGCACCAUUCUCUUCGCCAAUGUGAUCAAUCAGCUGAAGGACGCCUACCAGGCGCGUUCCACCGGCAAGAAACAGCGCUUCGAGACCGCUCCCAAGCCAAAGAAGGUUGAUUAGGCGGCGGGCAGGCGGUACA